Messenger RNA from Nothobranchius furzeri (turquoise killifish), 4634 nucleotides. RefSeq names its product frizzled class receptor 6 (gene fzd6). Gene Ontology annotation, molecular function: Wnt receptor activity; Wnt-protein binding. The record is from RefSeq and is a predicted model, not a curated record. Gene Ontology annotation, cellular component: plasma membrane. Gene Ontology annotation, biological process: non-canonical Wnt signaling pathway; canonical Wnt signaling pathway. Lineage: Eukaryota; Metazoa; Chordata; Actinopteri; Cyprinodontiformes; Nothobranchiidae.
CCCUGAACGCAGCUUUACUUCCCAACUUCCUUUCCAAACAAGAACUCCAGUCGGGACGGUUCGUGGCUUAUCACAGGAAACACUCUCCCAAAUCCCUCUCUGGCUUGUCUCCGUGGAGGAUACGGGGCAAAUGCCUCCUCGCAGUUGGGGGAUGGAGGAUUUCUGCUGCAAAUGCCUCUAAUGUGUCUCCAGGAAAAGUGAUUUGUGGAUAACGUGUGAGCCAGAAGAUAACGCCAUUUGGGCCAACUGAGAAACCUGUUGUAGUUCACAUAACAAGCAGACUUUUGCUCCCAGCCAUCUGCAGUAAUGCUGUUCCCAGGAUGCCUGUGGGUGUGCCUGGUUCUGAUAUGGAUUGGAAGCUGUGGUUCCCACAGCCUGUUCACCUGUGAGCCUAUCAAAGUCCACCGCUGCUUAGGGAUGCCCUACAACAUGACUUUCUUUCCCAACAUGAUGGAGCACUAUGAUCAGGACAUUGCAGCCAGUAAAAUGGAGCCUUUUAUGCCCUUGGCAAACCUGCGCUGUUCUCCAGACGUCCACCACUUCCUGUGCCAAGCCUUUAUCCCAGCAUGCAGCCAGGAGAACAGAGUGAUGCGCCCCUGCAGGGAGAAGUGUGAGGCUGUUCUGUCUGACUGCAAGGAAAACAUCCGUGUUUUUGGUGUCACCUGGCCUCCUGAGCUGCAAUGUGACAAAUUGGACUCAUGUGGGUCAGAUGGCUCCAUGCUUCCUUCCACUACCCCACUGACCUCCUCAUCACCUAAGAGAGACCUUGGUUUCUGGUGCCCGCUGCAGCUAAAGACCAAGCCGGGCCUCAGCUCAUCAUUUCUGGGAGCCCAGGACUGCGCCCCCCCCUGCUCCAACAUGUACUUCAAACCCCAUGACGUUGAAUUUGCCAAGAGCUUCAUCGGCGUGUGUUCCAUCAUCUGCCUGGGUGCCACGCUUUUUACUUUUCUCACGUUCCUCAUUGAUGUCAAGCGUUUUCGAUACCCAGAGCGCCCUAUAAUCUUCUACGCCGUCUGCUACAGCUUCGUCUCACUCAUAUACUUCAUCGGUUUCCUGCUGGGGAACCACGCCGCCUGUACCAAAGCUUCUCAUCCCGCAGGCAUGGACACCGUGGUGCUGGGUUCUCACAGCAAAGGUUGCACUCUGCUUUUUAUGCUCUUGUACUUCUUCUCCAUUGCGGGUUUGGUCUGGUGGGUCAUCCUCACUAUCACCUGGUUUCUGGCAGCUGGACCCAAGUGGAGCUGUGAGGCCAUUGAGAAGAAAGCAGUGUGGUUCCACACAGCCGCCUGGGGAAUCCCCGGGGCAUUAACCGUCAUGCUGCUGGCUCUGAACAAGGUUGAAGGGGACAACAUCAGCGGGGUUUGCUUUGUGGGGCUCUAUGACCUGGAUGCGCUGCGGUACUUUCUUCUGGCUCCACUGUGUGUGGGUGUCGUUGUGGGCCUCUUCCUCAUCCUGGCGGGCAUCAUUUCUCUCAACCACGUCCGGCAGGUGAUCCAGCAUGACGAACGCAAUCAAGAGAAGCUAAAGAAGUUCAUGAUUCGCAUCGGUGUGUUCAGCUGCCUCUAUCUGGUUCCACUGGUCACUCUCAUAGCCUGCUACACCUAUGAACAUAGUCAUCGCAGCACCUGGGAGAACACGUGGAUCAACGACCGCUGUCAGGAGUACAGCAUCCCCUGCUCAUACAAGACUUCCCAGCUCGACCGGCCUGACCUCUCGUUAUUUCUCGUAAAAUACUUGAUGACCCUGGUGGUUGGAAUCUCAGCAGUGUUCUGGGUCAGCAGCAAAAAGACGUGUUCUGAGUGGGCGUACUUCUUCAACCGGACCCGCAAAAGAGAUCCCAUCAGUGAGAGCCGCCGGGUCCUCCAGGAAUCCUGUGAGUUCUUCCUCAAACACAACAGCCGCGUCCAGCACAAGAAGAAGCACUACAAGUCGAGCUCUCAUAAGCUCAGAGUCAUCUCCAAGUCUAUGGGCACAAGCACCGGUGGUGCUCCUACCAGUCCCAGCGUCAUCACCAGUCAGGGAAUGUCUGCACUGGGCAAAACGCAGGCAUCGCUGUUGGAUACCUCAGCCAGGGAGACGCUAGACCGAGGCGCCUCCAGCAGGAGCUCCAGGAGGGGCGAGAGGGAGGGAGGGGAGAGACGCAGCAAAGGUGGGAGCUCCAGCAAGGUCAGCAGCCGCUCUGAGAGCAUGAGCAGGGUUGCGGAUGGAAGGUUGAGCCCCAGCUGUGAUCUGUUGGAGCCCAGACAUGCUACUGGUGAGCAGCAGCAGCAGCAUCCAGCUUUAAACCCAUCACACAGCAGCAUCAUCCAUGACUCCGCCCACCAAACAGCGCACCACGUGUCUGAGGAAAACAAGGAGCCAAAGAAUCUGACCUCCUAGAUGUUUCUACUCUCUCCCCCUGUGAUGCACCCAGCCCCAUGUGGUGCUGGUUUCUGUUUUUGUGUGCCCAAUGUUGUUUAGUGGCACCAAAAUGCAACAGACAAGUAUUUCCAAAGUGUGUAUAGGACCUGAAUCUGUGGGAUGUAGGCUGGAGUUGCUGAUUUAGUUGGGUGAAUCAGUGAGUUUGGGAGUUUUUAGUCUGAAUGUCAAAAAGGACAACCCUGUCCCAGCUGUCCAGCUACCAAUGGCCUUUUUUAAAUGAGCGCAUGCUUUAGUUUUAUAGACGUUAGCUGAAUGAUGUAUGAUACUUGCUAAAAGACAAAUGUAAUAUUAUUGUAAAUGUACUUAGUUACUGUAGAGUCUGAGUUUGUUACUGUAGUCGGAACACUGAGAUUGAUGUCAGGGACGUCCUGAUACGUCCAGUAUUCAGCCUUAGAGACGCUGUCCUGUGGUAAACUGUCUUAAUCUAAUGUCUUACGUCCUUCCUGAACAGAAAGCUUACGCUCAGACCUCUUCUCCUAAUGAUCAAACACUGUUUUAUUUUUAUUUUUUAUAUAAAAUAUUCACUUAAGCUGAAUUUAGUUUUUGGGCUGAAUUUGCUGAUUAGUUUUUAUUUUAGGAUGGUUUUUGCACAAGUGUCAUCAUGUCAUCUGGUUAAAGAAUUAUUUGUUUAAAUAUUUUUUAAAUCUAAAAAAAUGAAGCAGAUAUUGAAACGGAUAUUUUGCACAUUUUUAAAUAUCAUCAGUUCAAAGACUCUGAACCAUCUUGAGACAAAUUAGGUGGACCUUUUAUUGAAGUGAAAUUUUAGCAUUUCUCUUGUGUUCUGUGAGAAAGAUACAAAUAAUAUUUAGCUGACUUCAUGAACAGUUCAUCCAUCCAUCCAUUUUCGGCCGCGUAUCCGGGGUCGGGUCGUAGGGGCAGUAGCCUAAAGCCCUCCCCUUAGCAGGGAGGCCCAGACUUCCCUCUCCCCAGCUACUUGGGUCAGCUCUUCCGGGGGAAUCCUAAGGUGUUCCCUGACCAGCCAAGAGAGGUAGUCCUUCCAGCGUGUUCUGGGUCCUCCCUUAGGUCUCCUCCCAGUUAGAUGUGCCCAGAAAAUCUCACCAGGGAGGUGUUCAGGAGGCCUCCUAACUAGAUGCCCUGGCCACCUCAACUGGCUCCUCUCGAUGUGGAAGAGCAGCGGGUCUACGCCGAGCCCCUUCCGGAUGACCGACUUAUUACCUUACCUCUAAGGGAGAGAGCCCAGCCAUCCUGCGGAGAAAACUCACUUAGGCCACUUGUGUCCACAAUCUUGUUUGUUCGGUCACUACCCAAAGCUCGUGACCAUAGGUGAGGGUAGGAACGUAAAACUACCGGUAAAUAGAGAACUUUGCCUUCUGGCUCCGCUCGCUUCACCACGACAGACCGGUACAACGCCCAACAUCACUGCAGAUGCAGCACCAAUCCGCCUGUCGAUCUCAUGUUCAUGACUGAUGAGCGAACGGCAAGUCAGCUCUGAUUUCAGAGUUUAUGCGCGGUCACUUAUUUUGCAUUACAGUUGUUUAUAUUGUGUUUUCUUUACAAGCAUAAAUACAGCAUUUCUGUUCCGUCUGGGUGUCGGGGUUUCUGCUGAAUCCCCCAGAAUCAAAGGCCUGCAAUAACAUCGGGUGGACUGUUGCUGUUGGCAGCAACUCAGCUGUGCUAGGACUAGCCGUUAUGUUGACAUAAACAAUUUUUCUAAAUGUUGGCCAUUCAGGAAAGUGUCUCCCGUGGGCUAAGAGAAAUUUUGAAUUUUAAAAUGCUUGAAGAGACUGGAGCAAUUUUAAGAGCAGCAAACUUGGGUCUGAAUUCAGGAUAGCUCUACAGGCUUUCCCCAAAUUAACAGGAUUUGGUGUGAAUAUGUGUACACAGAAUCACUUUAUAACCGUCAAAUCUCUUUUAAACCUCAAACCACACAUUAUAUAAAGAUAUAAGUGAAGAUUGUGGAUUUGGGGUAAGAAUAUUUAUGAAAAAGUUCACAAAACGUCUCGAGUUUUAGAACAGCCUGUGUGAUUUAUUUAAAGUUGUCUUGUCUAAAUGCUGCAAAAGGGACCGACUGUUCCUCAGAGACGUUUUCAUGGUUCAGCCACCAACUUAAAGGGAAUCUGUGUCAUUGUCUGUUUUCUAUUUUUGUCAUGUGGAUGGAGUUUGGGAUGCAGUUCUGGAUCGCCUCUGAAGUUUUUUGUUACAUUUCGUGUCUUUGCUGUUUUAGUUUGAUGAUUAAAACUCUAGGUUUAUAA